AUGGCGGGGGCCGUGAUCGUGCACCACCACAACAGGUACAAGACGUACCCCGGCGAUGUCACCGGCUUCGUCUUCUACUCCUGCCUCGUCGCCUCCGUCGGCGGUUGCAUCUUCGGCUACGACAUCGGCAUGGCCGCCAGUUUGACGUCGACGGAGUCGUUCCUGCUCUUGUUCUUCCCGGACAUCUACCAGCAGCAGAAGGAUCAGGUGAUCACGAACCAGUACUGCAAGUUUGACAGCCAGGAGCUGUCCCUCUUCGGCUCCUCCCUCUUCCUGUCUGCGGCGACGGCGUCUCUCUUCGCGAGCCCCAUGGCCCGCGCCUUCGGCAGGAAGUGGACGCUCUUCUACGCCGCCGUCGCCUACGUCAUCGGCGCCUGCAUGGGCGGCAUAGCCACCACUUUCGCCAUGCUCAUCACCGGCCGCUUGCUCCUCGGCGUCGGUGUCGGCCUCUGCAUCCACGCCUCGCCUCUCUACCUCUCGGAGAUGGCGCCGGCGCAGCAGCGCGGGAUGCUCAACAUCCUCUUCCAGCUGAUGAUCACCAUCGGGAUCCUGUCGGCCAGCCUGACCAACUACUGGACGUCCAGGUUCCUGGGCGGGUGGGGCUGGCGGGUCGGGCUGGGGAUGGGCGCCGUCCCGGGGUCCGUCAUCGCGCUGGGCUCCCUCGCCAUCCCAGACACCCCCAUCUCCCUGCUGUCGCGGGGCGAGACCGAGCUCGCCCGCGCGACGCUGUCCCAGAUCAGGGGCAUCGGCCCCGACGACGUGCGGCAGGAGUUCGACGACCUCGCCGCCGCGUGCGAGGAGAGCAAGGCGGUGGCGAACCCGUGGUGGGAGCUGCUCUUCACCGGCAAGUACAAGCCGCAGCUGACGUUCGCGCUGGGCGUGCCCUUCUUCCAGCAGCUGACGGGCAUCAACGUGAUCAUGUUCUACGCGCCGGUGCUGUUCAAGACGGUGGGGUUCCGGAACGACGCGUCGCUCAUGUCGUCCGUCAUCACGGGGCUGGUGAACGUGUUCUCCACCUUCGUGGCCGUGGUGACCGCGGACAAGGUGGGGCGGCGGGCGCUGUUCCUGCAGGGCGGGACGCAGAUGAUCAUCUCGCAGAUCCUGGUGGGCACCUUCAUCGGGCUCCAGUUCGGGCUGAGCGGGACGGGGGCCAUCUCGGAGCAGUACGCCAUGUGCAUCGUGCUGUUCGUGUGCGUGUACGUGGCCGGCUUCGCAUGGUCAUGGGGGCCCAUGGGGUGGCUCAUCCCCAGCGAGGUGUACCCGCUGGCGGUGCGGUCGCAGGCGCAGAGCAUCACGGUGGCCGUCAACAUGUGCUUCACGGCCUUCAUCGGCCAGGUGUUCCUCACGCUGCUGUGCCACCUGAGGUUCGGCCUCUUUUACUUCUUCGGCGCCUGGCUGCUGCUCAUGACCAUCUUCAUCGCCGUGCUGCUGCCGGAGACCAAGUGCGUGCCGCUCGAGGAGGUGUCGCACGUCUUCAGGAAGCACUGGUUCUGGAGGAAGUACGUGGUCGACACCAGCGCCGAAGCGCGCGGGGCCGAGAUGAGGAAGAGGAUAGCGCUAGAGAUGAGCUGAUCCACGUCCGUCUGGAGCCAUGCAUGCAUGCAUGCAUGGAGAUGGAGGUAUACAUCGGUAGGCAGAUCAGAAACAGAUCGGUGCAGGCUCAGUCACGCUUGAUGAUUACCCAGCUGACAAGACGUACAUAGCUAGAGUGCAGAAAUUGACUACGCAUGCUCAUCGGCCGACCAGCAAGCUAAAUUAGUUGAUGUUAAUCCUGGUGUUGUAGAAUUGAUCUUAGCAUACACUCAUCUUGUAAUUUUUUUCCCUUUGUUUCAUGUCAAACUUGUCAAUGAAGUAUUACAAACAAACAAAAA
Molecule: messenger RNA, 1871 nt
Organism: Aegilops tauschii subsp. strangulata
Lineage: Eukaryota; Viridiplantae; Streptophyta; Magnoliopsida; Poales; Poaceae
Product: sugar transport protein MST5-like
Biological process (GO): monosaccharide transmembrane transport
Cellular component (GO): membrane
Molecular function (GO): monosaccharide transmembrane transporter activity
Source: RefSeq, a predicted model, not a curated record